This is a messenger RNA of Rhinichthys klamathensis goyatoka, 2220 nucleotides long. It is a transcript of the gene slc5a3a, whose product is annotated as solute carrier family 5 member 3a. The coding region runs from base 127 to 2154 and encodes 675 amino acids. The record is from RefSeq and is a predicted model, not a curated record. Gene Ontology annotation, molecular function: D-glucose:sodium symporter activity. Gene Ontology annotation, cellular component: plasma membrane. The transcript has 2 exons. Lineage: Eukaryota; Metazoa; Chordata; Actinopteri; Cypriniformes; Leuciscidae. Gene Ontology annotation, biological process: transmembrane transport; inositol metabolic process; myo-inositol transport.
AAUGGAUGGAGGAGAUAAGACAGUUUCCUCCUCACACACCGGUUCAAGAGCACUCACAGCAUCUCGGAAUCAUUUGCUACAUGUGGCCCACCGAAUCCUAUGUCUUGAUCCAUCAACAAAUAAAAAAUGGCAUCAACAAUGGAAGCAGCAGAUAUCGCUGUCGUUGCCAUGUACUUCGUUCUUGUCCUGUGCUUUGGCUUUUUUGCGAUGUGGAAGGCGAAUCGAGGAACCGUGAGCGGAUACUUCCUCGCCGGCCGUUCCAUGAACUGGAUGAUGAUCGGUGCAUCGCUGUUCGUCAGUAACAUCGGCAGCGAGCACUUCAUCGGCCUCGCCGGCUCAGGAGCUGCUAGCGGUUUCGCCGUCGCCGCCUGGGAGUUUAAUGCGAUUUUACUCCUCCAGCUCCUGGGAUGGGUCUUCAUACCUGUCUACAUCCACUCAGGUGUGUACACCAUGCCGGAGUACCUCUCCAAAAGAUUCGGUGGGAAGCGGCUAAAGGUUUUCUUCGCAUGCCUAACUCUCCUCCUCUACAUUUUCACCAAGCUCUCCGUGGAUCUUUACUCCGGAGCGCUUUUCAUCCAGGAGUCUCUAGGCUGGAACCUCUACGUGUCCGUAAUCCUGCUUAUCACCAUGACGGCUCUUCUCACGGUCACUGGCGGACUAGCGGCGGUCAUCUACACGGACACCCUGCAGGCAUUCCUCAUGAUAUCGGGCGCUUUGUGCCUGAUGGGUAUCAGCUUAGCUAAGGUUGGAGGUCUCGAGGGUUUGCGCACCAGAUACAUGAACGCCAUUCCCAACAUCACUGCCAUCGAGCUAGACAGAAACCUCACCUACACAAAUUCCUGCCAUGUGCAUCCCAAACUAGAUUCGUUCAAGAUCUUAAGAGGUCCUAUGGACAAAGACUUGCCGUGGCCUGCUUUUCUUCUAGGCCAGACUCCAGCCUCGAUCUGGUACUGGUGCGCCGAUCAGGUCAUAGUUCAGAGAGUCCUUGCAGCCCGUAAUAUUGCCCACGCUAAAGGGUCGACUUUGAUGGCCGGCGUCCUAAAAGUCCUCCCGAUGUUUAUCAUAGUGAUUCCAGGGAUGAUCUCGCGUGUGCUUUUUGCUGACGAGCUUGCUUGCAUUAGUCCAGAGCACUGCAUGCAAGUCUGCAACAGCAAAGCUGGUUGCACAAACACCGCAUAUCCUCGUCUCGUCAUGAACGUCAUGCCCGUGGGAUUACGAGGCUUGAUGAUGGCCGUGAUGCUCGCCGCUCUCAUGAGCGACCUAGACUCGAUCUUUAACAGCGCCAGUACUAUCUUUACCCUUGAUAUCUAUAAGAUGGUACGUCGUCAAGCUUCCUCCAAAGAGCUCAUGAUGGUGGGACGCCUGUUUGUGAUCUUCAUAGUGGCCGUUAGCAUAGCUUGGGUCCCAUUCGUCAUCCAGUUGCAAGGUGGUCAGAUGUUCCUCUACAUUCAGGAGGUUUCUGAUUAUCUUACGCCACCCAUUGCUGCACUUUUCCUGCUUGGCGUCCUCUGGAAACGUUGCAAUGAAACCGGUGCAUUCUGGGGUGGCGUUGUGGGCUUCUUACUUGGAGCCACAAGACUAAUUCUUGCCUUUGUCUAUAGAGAGCCGGACUGCGACACAACCGAUAACCGUCCGUCCUUCAUCAAGGAUGUUCAUUUCAUGUAUGUGGCGGCUGUGUUGUUUUGGGUUUCAGGGCUUGUGACGGUAGUCGUCAGUCUUUGCACAAAUCCACCAAGCAAGGAACAAAUUGCUACGACUACUUUGUGGGGACUACGCAACAGAAAUCAACACACAAAAGAGAAGGGAGACGGUGGCAAACUUCAUCAGCUUUCAGAAGAAACUAAAAAAGAGAAGACAUCGGAUGAAGUGGACGUGAAACCAUACUCAGGCCCUGAAAUACUUCCAAAUGGCCACUUGGAGUCUCAACACACCCACAAACAUGCAGGAAGAGUCCAGAGACGAUGUGUGAAAUGUUUGGAUUGGUUCUGUGGUUUUAGUAAAAGCUCAGAGGAAGUGGAUUCGCCUUCUGGAGAUGAAAUCAGGAGUGUAACUGAAAUGCUCAAAGAACCUCCGAAAACCAAAAUUGUCCUCAAUCUCGGCCUCUUGUUAGUGUGUACACUUGGACUUUUCUUGUUUGUAUACUUCUCUUUGUAAUGCUCAUGAUUCUAUCUAAUGUACACCUCAAAAUGUAAUGUGAUGAUGCCAAAUGUUACUGAUACU